GUUGUGUGCAAUCUUUGGCAUCGAAUAUUGAAGGAAAUGCAUAUAUUUAACACUUUCGCAAAGCUUUGAUAACUUGGUGGUAUUAUGUUUAACUUCAGUCAUUGCUUUUCCUGGCGGGUUCGUUGUCACCUUGGGGACUACGUAUCCGACUUCAUGUUCUAAUCACGUUAAUAGACUGGUGGUUUCGUCGGAUCGAUGCUGGAAAACCUUGGGAUGUUGGAUUCUCCUUCUGGCGACCCGAAUGCUUUGAAGAAAGAUGUGUCUGACUUGAUGGCAGAUGCACGUAAAUCAAGGAAAGCAGUUUUCAGACGAACAAUCGAUUAUAAUGCUUCUGCUAUCAACUACCUUCAAAACAGAAUUUGGGUCAGUAGGGACUUAGACCGUCCAAUGCUUCAGCCGGAUUACUUGUGGAGUCCUAAGGUAAUGUGAGGUAGUGUUCUUCCUACUUGUCAGUUGUGUCCUCCUAGGAGCUACAUGGAUUCUCCCAUGAAUUGCGUCAUGUCGAAGCCUGUUCGUACAUCUACUAAUAAGAAUAAAUGUCCUAUAUACUGCGUUUGUUGGACACCUGAAGGGAGGCGGCUGAUAACAGGAGCUUUCAGUGGUGAAUUUACUUUGUGGAACGGUUUGACAUUCAAUUUUGAGACUAUUUUACAGGCCCAUGAAUCGCAAAUCCGUUGUAUGAAAUGGUCUCACAACGAAGAAUGGUUACUCACUGCUGAUCAUUCUGGAUAUGUAAAGUAUUGGCAAGCUAAUAUGAACAAUGUUGAAAUGUAUCAAGCACAUAAGGAACCAAUUCGUGGCGUAAGUUUUUGCCCAUUCGACAAUAAAUUCGUUACCUGCAGUGAUGAUUCUACCGUACGUAUUUGGGAUUUUCAUCGUUGUGCUGAGGAGCGCGUGCUCCGAGGUCACGGUUCUGAUGUUCGUAGUGUAGCAUGGCAUCCUGUCCUUUCUCUUAUAAUAUCUGGUAGCAAAGAUGCACAGCAACCUAUCAAAUUGUGGGAUCCCAAAACAGGCGAAUCUGUAUCUACAUUGUAUGUACAUAAAAAUACAUGUACAGAUGUUUCUUGGAAUGAUAAUGGCAACUGGUUCUUAACUGCAUCCAGAGAUCAUUUGAUUAAAUUAUUUGAUCUACGCAAUCUUAAAUCAGAGUUACAAACUUUUCGGGGUCAUAAACGUGAUGUCAUGCGUGUUGCAUGGCAUCCAUUUCAUGAAUCCUUGUUUGUAAGUGGUAGUGCUGAUGGUGCUAUUUUUUACUGGCUCGCUGGGACGGAUACUGAACUUGGAGCUGUAGACAACGCUCAUGAAAGCAUGAUUUGGAGUCUCGCUUGGCAUCCGUUUGGACAUAUUUUAGUUUCUGGGGCAAAUGAUUUUGCCACAAAAUUCUGGACGCGCAAUCGGCCAGGUGAUGUUCUCAAAGAUACAAUUAGUGCAGUUGGUCCAGAUAACCUUGUUCAAGCCGUCAGUGCAACAAAUUUGUUAGCUAACACAUAUUCAUUUGGAGACCCAGAAGUAGUCGAUAAUUCAUUUAAUAUUGACCUGUUUAAAUUACUCACGGAGACACCUAUCUCCUCCAACCGGAUAGAUACUCUUGAUGAUUUAGCAUUUUCUACUAAUCCAAAUGACUUGAGCACAACUGAAAUACCCGGACUUAAUGAAGGACCGGUGACAGACUUAAACAUAACUGAUACUGAUGAUCCUGAAGAGCGUGAGAAAAACAAACUCCGGAGUUCUCGGACUAUUCCGAAGGAAUUUGCUGCCAAUUGGGCAAGUACACGGAUCACAGCAAUGCCAACUGUAAUGAUGGCCACACCUAGUCCGUCAGCAAUCGCUGCUGCAGCCGCAGCGGCGGCUGCUGCUGUCAGCAAUCUAAAUGCAACGCCGCAGUAUUUGCCUCCAGUUAAACCACCCGCUUUGAAUAAAGAAAGGCUAGCGCAAAGUGCUGCCCCAAUCAACCCAUCAGAACCGGAAGCUAUCGUAGAUCAAAUACAAGACAGAGGUUUUUGUAAGCCCAACCAAACACCCUUUGUUGAGCAACCAAUUAGUGAGAUGAACAAUGGCGUUUCCACUCAUAAGUAUGACCAACCACCUUUCUCAGAACCACUGCCACCGAGGGGUUUGGAACAACAUGUACCGAUUCCUGAGCAUAAUGUAGACCUCAGAAAUAGUACAAAUCCAUCAUUAGACUGGAAUCAACGAAAUGAAGAACUCUCUUUACAAACUGAACACAACGCACCUUUACAAACAGAACAACCAAACAAUCUAUACCGCGAGCCAUUCAGUGGGCCUCCGCAACUGUAUAACGAACAAGAGAACUUUUUGGAAUCAAAGCCAUUUCCCAGGCAUAGAGAAGACAGAGAUUACAGAGAUCAUGAACACAGCGAGCAAUUUAACCGGCCUUUUCCUGAAAAUGACCAUUACUAUAAUGGACCUCCUGGUGGCUUCAACAGUGGAUCAUAUGGCCAUCAUAAUCGUAAUAUGAUUCCUAACGAUCAAAUGCAUCCAGGAGAAAGGGGUCGACCAUUUUCUCCUAAUAUGGAGAAAUAUCCUUACGACCGAAGGGGUGAUCGACCUCCACCGAUGAGGCAGAACUAUGAUGAAGAUAGUUGGGGUAGGAGAUGGCCAGAUAACAGAAACACUCCUGAUCGGUUAGACUAUCCCCAGGGUCCACCUAGACGUCCUCCGCGAGAACACAGGCCGCCACACCCAGAUUUUUACCCUGAUCCUCGACAUCCGCUCCCUCCUAACUUUGUCCCUCCACAUAAACGUCCACCUCCAAUGGGACCUGGUGGUCAACCGCCUGACCAUAUGAGAAAAUAUCCCCGACAAGACCCUUCUCGAAGCAAACCACCAUGGACUGGUUACAGUCGGUGGUAGUUCAGAAUUAAACAAUCCUUGUACAGUCUGAGCAGCUCCGAUACUGCUUUUCUCCAGUUACAUUUUUGCAUUCUUAAUAAAUGCGUAUUAAACUUGUGUAAA
Schistosoma haematobium is the source of this 2976-nucleotide messenger RNA. RefSeq names its product WD repeat-containing protein 33, variant 2. Lineage: Eukaryota; Metazoa; Platyhelminthes; Trematoda; Strigeidida; Schistosomatidae. The transcript is spliced from 9 exons. The record is from RefSeq and is a predicted model, not a curated record. The coding region runs from base 475 to 2874 and encodes 799 amino acids. Gene Ontology annotation, molecular function: protein binding. Gene Ontology annotation, cellular component: mRNA cleavage and polyadenylation specificity factor complex.